Lolium perenne is the source of this 624-nucleotide messenger RNA. The record is from RefSeq and is a predicted model, not a curated record. Lineage: Eukaryota; Viridiplantae; Streptophyta; Magnoliopsida; Poales; Poaceae.
AUGCCUCCGCGCCGCCGCUCUGCCUUCGGCUACCGCGGCGUCUGCGCGCGGCCGAGUGGCCGCUUCGACGCGGAGAUCCGCUCCGGCGAGGAGCGUAUCCGGCUCGGAACUUUCGACACCGCGCACGAGGCGGCGCGGGCCUACGACGCCGUCGCCUGGCGCCUCGGCCGCCCCCGCCGGCAAAUGAACUUCAACGAUGUUUGGACGCGCGAGCAGGCAGAGAUGCUCGCGCCGCCAUCGCCGGCCGUCACGACCGAGCAGCGGCGGCACGCCCGCGAGCUCGAGCAGGACGAGCGCCUCCGCCUCGAGUGGGCGCGCGCGUUCCCAGAGGACGUCGCCGCCAUGGAAGCCUUCUACGCUCAGAAGAAGGAGGAGAAGGCGAAAGCGGCGGCGAAGAAGAAGGCCGACCGCGAGAAGCGCCGGGCUGAGUCAGCGACGAGGAAGGCGGAGAGGGCGGAGAAGGCGGCGCGGAGGGCGAGGAGGGCGGAGGAGAAGAAGAGAGACGUCGGACCGUCGACGAACAUGCCCACCUCCUCCUCCUCCUUCGAGUGGACGACCACUCCGGUCUCCGACACGACUCCGACUAGCGGAUCGUCGGACUUCGAGUGGGAGCACUCCGAGUAG